AACGACGGAGGGGUCUUAAAACCUACGUAACGUAUCCAAGAAGAGACUUGGUUACGGACACAGCGGAACGGUCAACGACUGAGAGCAAAGAUGACCCCGGAGAUCUUCUCGGUCGUUUCGAGCUGAACGCACAACGCAGCGUGUGUUGCUUUUCAUCAGUCAGCCUGCUUUAACAGUUUUAUUUGUUGCACAGCGCUGACCUGGGAAAAAGAAACAACAAGCCAGUUUAAAUUAAUGCGCUGAUGAUGCGACCUCGUGCCACAGGCUACUGGCGAAUCAGUUUUAAAUGUCAGAAGUAGGAGUUAAAUUUGCGGAGCGGAGGCAACGGAUGACUGUGUGACACUCAGUCGGUAGCUGCUACUAAACUGGUUUUUCUGAAUCCGGGUGAUCAGGUUUCCUCCCCUCCUCUCCACCAUGGAUGCGCUCGUUCACCACCUUGUCGACGCUGUAUGGUGUCUUUUUGCUGCUUUUUCCCUGGCGCUGGUGCUCGCUGCUUACAAACUUGGCUUGUUUUACCAACUCUUUCACAAGACUGAGACCAAGAGUUCUCGUUAUGGCGGGGAGAGGGUGGCGGAGGUACUGCAGGCGCAUGGUGUCAAGUUUGUCUUCACCCUGGUUGGAGGGCACAUCUCACCUAUAUUGGUGGCCUGCGAGAAGAUUGGCAUCCGCAUAGUGGACACCCGGCAUGAGGCUACUGCCGUCUUCGCGGCUGAUGCCGUUGCCAGGCUUUCCGGCACCAUUGGCGUCGCUGCUGUGACGGCUGGACCAGGUCUUACCAACACUGUAACAGCGGUGAAGAAUGCACAGAUGGCCGAAUCACCCGUGCUCCUGAUAGGAGGUGCUGCUGCCACGCUCCUGCAGGGUAGAGGUGCCCUGCAGGACAUCGACCAAAUGUCCCUUUUCAAGCCGCUUUGCAAGUUCUGUGCCUCGGUGCGGACCGUGCGGGAGAUCGUGCCUGUUUUGAGGAAGGCCUUAGCCAUUGCUCAGUCUGGGACACCAGGUCCUGUGUUUGUGGAGUUCCCCAUCGACACGCUGUACCCAUUCCAUUUGGUGGAGAGGGAAUUUGCAGCCAAAGGCUCUCCUAAAGGAUUGGUGGGAAAUGCCAUUGCCUGGUACCUCCGCAAUCACCUGAGAAACCUUUUUGCUGCGUGGGAGCCCAGGAUCCUCUCCCCGCUACCUGUGCGCAUUCCUCAUGCCACAGACCAUCAGGUGCAGCAGUGUGCGGAACUGGUGAGCAGGGCCAAGAAGCCAGUGAUCUUGCUUGGCAGCCAGGCGACACUCCCCCCAACUCCAGUGGAUCACAUCAGGACGGCACUUGAGUCUAUGGGUAUCCCCUGCUUCCUGGGUGGAAUGGCCCGAGGCAUGCUGGGAAGAGACAGCCCCCUGCACAUUCGGCAGAACAGACGGGACGCUCUGAAGGAAGCUGACCUGGUUGUUCUGGCUGGCACUGUGUGUGACUUCAGGAUGAAUUAUGGGCGCGUCUUGAAUCGGCGCAGCAAGAUCAUUGCAGUCAAUCGAGAUAAGAAGCAGCUGCUGAAGAACACGGACAUGUUUUGGAAGCCCACCAUUGCCAUUCAGGGAGAUGCAGGGUCCUUCUUGCUGCGCCUCUCCAAAGGCCUGGCUGGACACCGGUGUCCCGAGGACUGGCUGCAGAGCCUCAAAGAGGGAGACAUCACCAAAGAGAGAGCAAAUCGAGCAAAGGCGGUGGAGAAAACAGAGCAACACCUUAACCCGCUCAAUGUCCUCCACCAUGUGGAGGACCUCAUGGAUGAGGACAGCAUCAUUGUGGCAGAUGGGGGGGACUUUGUGGGCAGCGCUGCGUACAUCCUCAGGCCCCGAGGCCCACUCUGCUGGCUGGACCCAGGGGCAUUUGGGACACUGGGAGUUGGAGGUGGAUUUGCACUUGGGGCAAAACUCUGCAGGCCCCAAUCCGAGGUCUGGAUCAUAUAUGGAGAUGGAUCUCUAGGAUUCAGUGUGGCAGAAUUUGAUACCUUCACUCGACACAAGACCCCAGUGAUUGCCCUCGUGGGGAACGAUGCAUGCUGGAGCCAGAUCUCCAGGGAGCAGGUGCCCAUUUUAGGCAGUAAUGUUGCUUGUGGGUUAGCUUUCACAGAUUACCACAUUGUAGCGGAUGGUUAUGGUGGCAAGGGCAUCUUGAUUGGGCGAGAAGAUGAAGCCAGUCUGGAUGAGAUCAUCAGAAAGGCCCAGCAGGAGGCACAACAAGGGAAGGCGAUGCUCCUCAAUGUCCUCAUUGGAAAGACCAACUUCAGACAGGGCUCCAUCUCUGUAUAGAAGGGCCUGCUGCAUGUUCUCUCUUGUUAAAGUAAUCGCUCUCCUUGUGAAGUAAUCAUGAAGUUUUCUUUUGCUGUGUCUCAUACAGCAAAAUAGAAGCGAUUCCUAAUGUUCUUCCAAAGUGCUGCUUUUCACAAGUGAUAACAUUUUAUGUGGGAGUUUUGGAGACUAGUGAAUUCUGGAUGUAAACACUUCCCUAUUAAUUUGUUUUAAUUGCUUUAUAUCUUUAUUUGGUUUUUGAUUAGGGAAACUGACUAUCUAAGCAGGUUUGAACUUUUUAGUGUCUGGCCCACUGGAAAUGUUUUGGAGCUCCAGUUUUAUUGGAGGCUAUCCGCUAAACUCUCAAACGGUACCAAACUGACAAAUACCUACUGAUACCUAAAGCUGGUGUGUUUUAAUUUUGUGCAAAUAUGGUCACAUACACCGUUUGCCUUUGAUUUUAUUGAAACAUGUUAGUCUUCUGUUUUAAAGGCAAUAUGGCUUGUAACAGAUGAUUAACAACUCACUUUGAGAUAUUUCGUGAUUGAAUCCUAAUAUGUGUACUACUGAAGAAGUCACUGAUCUGUUUAACAUACCUAGAUCUGUUGCUUUUAAGAUUGAAGAUUAUGUGCCUCUAAUUAUUGAAUGUAUAACUUGAGCAGUAAAUUUAAAAAUUGUUCUCUAAUGUGCUUUAAACUACAAAAUAAGGGUUUUAAAUAAUCACUAAUUAAUUGUAAUAUUUCCCCCUCUAUUUUUUUGUCCAGAAUUGGAAUUGUACACAUCAUGAUCUUCAGAUAUAUCUUACAUUAACUCUUCUUCAACAUGUGAAAAAUGGGCUACCUACAAAAAUUUUCAAUCUUGUAUGUUUAUUAAAUAUGAUGUAGGUUCACUGUGGAUUUACCUCAACAGUUGGAAAAACUUUUUGUUGCACCUUGUUAAUUUUAAACAGACUUGUAAAACCUUGUUUUGUGUCAUUUUGAACAAAACUACAUGUUUACAUAGUUGCUCUAUUUAAGGAAUAUCUCAAGGAAAUUUCUAAGUAAUGAUGCUUAUGUUUUUAUUAGGAUAUACUUUUUUUAGCAUGAGACAUGGCAAAACUGAGCCUGAGCUGCUUGGUGGGGUUCAGGUCCAGCUGAGACUGUGUGGAGUCUGCAUUUUCUCCCCAUGUUUUCCCUCUCCAUUGAUGCUCUGAAUAUCACUUCUGUUCCUCCCUUGCCUUAGAAACUAUGCCAGUGGUUGCUCUGAGUUGGGAUUGAUGGCACACAAAUCCCUACUGUUUAACAACUUAUUUUAUGAAGAAAUGGAAUUCAAAGAUGAAUAACUGAAGUGUAACUUUUUCUAUUUCAAUAAAGCCAACUAUGAAGCUACAA
This is a messenger RNA of Scleropages formosus (Asian bonytongue), 3641 nucleotides long. RefSeq names its product ilvB (bacterial acetolactate synthase)-like (gene ilvbl). The record is from RefSeq and is a predicted model, not a curated record. Lineage: Eukaryota; Metazoa; Chordata; Actinopteri; Osteoglossiformes; Osteoglossidae. Gene Ontology annotation, cellular component: acetolactate synthase complex. Gene Ontology annotation, biological process: L-valine biosynthetic process. Gene Ontology annotation, molecular function: flavin adenine dinucleotide binding; thiamine pyrophosphate binding; magnesium ion binding.